AUGUCUUCAGCAAUCGAGUCUUGGGCCGAUGCCGGUGAUGAAUUCUCUGUGCCAGCAGACAUCAUCCAGAACCCAGAUGGAACCAAAACAGUCAUCACAUUCAGAACAAAUCAGGAUGGAAAGAAGGUGAAAAUCACUCAAAAGAUCAAAGAAGUUAUAGUGAGGGAAAAGGUGCAUCCGCUUAUAGCACAGCGUAAGAACUGGGCCAAAUAUGGUAAGGAAAAGCAUAGCUCACCAGGACCAGACACAAGUACUACACAAUUAGGUGAAAAAGUCGAUUUGAAGCUUGGUCUUUCAUGGAAACAAGUUGAAAAGAAGGAGGAGGAAGAUAAGGCACAAGAGAGAGCAUCAAGAGUUGUUGUGCAGACUAUUAAAUGUAGAGUGUGUGGAGGUGACCAUUACACUGCCAAGUGUCCAUUUAAGGAUACUUUGGGUGCAUCUACACUGAAUGGUGGUACACCAGAGCCAGGUUCUGAGGGUGCAGGUGAUGCCGAUGCAGUUACAAGUACUGGUAGAUAUAUUCCAAGACACUUGAGACCAGAUGCCAACGGUAACAUUCCUACAAGAGAAGCAAGAGACGACUCAACAACAUUGAAGGUUUCACAAUUGAAUACUUUUGUCGAUGAGGAUAUGUUGAGAAACGAAUUGUUUGCUAGAUUUGGUCCAUUACAGAGAGUCACCGUGGUGAGGGAUAGGGAAACUGGAGAAAGCAGAGGUUUUGCAUACGUUAGUUUUGCCACAGAGGAGAUUGCUCAAAAGGCUUUGGAUUUGUUGAACGGAAAGGGUUACCACAGUUUGAUCUUGCACUUGGAAUGGUCAAAGAAGAAGAAGCCAUUGUAG
This is a messenger RNA of Lodderomyces elongisporus, 840 nucleotides long. It is a transcript of the gene TIF35, whose product is annotated as translation initiation factor eIF3 subunit g. Gene Ontology annotation, cellular component: cytoplasm; eukaryotic translation initiation factor 3 complex. The record is from RefSeq and is a predicted model, not a curated record. The transcript has a single exon. The coding region runs from base 1 to 840 and encodes 279 amino acids. Lineage: Eukaryota; Fungi; Ascomycota; Pichiomycetes; Serinales; Debaryomycetaceae. Gene Ontology annotation, molecular function: RNA binding; translation initiation factor activity.